AUGAAAUUAAUAAUAAAUUUUAUAAUACAAUUAAUUUUAAUAAAUAUUACAAUGAUAAAUUGUAAAUCAUUUGAAUUUAAAAUGACAAUUUUUAAUAAUUCAGAUUGUAAUGAAUUAGGAAUUGUAUCAACAUUUUCCGUGUCACCAUGUAGUGAUUUUGGAUUAAUUAAAUUCGAUAAUCAAGAUAGUGGUAUAGUUUAUAAUCCAAUUGUUGAAAUUAAAAAUUGUUUAUCAAAAUUAGAUGGUGAAUCCGAUGAAGUUAGAGCAAUUGAUUCAUCAAGAUUCCAAUUUGGUAAAUGUCAACCUCAAAAAACCUCUCCAAAAUAUUCCAAAGUUUCCUAUCUUUUCAACAUUGAUAGAAAUCAAAGUAUUCCUAAAAAGUCUGAAGGAAAAUGUAAUAGUAUAACAUUCCUAUACGAUUCUGAACAAGAUAAAUCCAACAAUAAACCAAAUUGUAAUUACACUAAAAUCAGAUCCUAUGAAAAUGGAACUUGCUAUGAAAAUCCAAUAGUACAUCGAUAUGAAAAACUAAUGUGUAUUGGUGAAGAUAUCAUUACCUAUCGUUGUGGCAAUGAUUCAUUAUGUCAAGAUUCAAAUUGUUAUCCAUUCGACAAAUUCCCAUCAAAUUCAACUGUUUUUGAUAAUUAUUGUAAAAAUUUAAAUUUUACAAAUGAUAAUGAAAAUAAUGAAAAUAAUAGUGAUAGUAAUAGUAAAAAUAUUAAUACUAAUAAUAAUAAUAAUAAUAAUAAUAAUAAUAAUAAUAAUAAUAAUAAUAAUAAUAAUAAUAAUAAUAAUAAUAAUAAUAAUAAUAAUAAUAAUAAUAAUAAUAAUAAUAAUAAUAAUAAUAAUAAUAAUGAUAGUAAUAAUAAUAAUAAUAAUAAUAAUGGUGAUGAUGGUGGUGGAAUUGUUAAUUCUAUAUUUUCAAAUUCAAAUAUUAUUAAUUUAAAUUCUAAAUUAAUACAAUUACUAAUUUCAAUCUCAAUUUUAAUUUUAAUGUUACUCUAA
Dictyostelium discoideum AX4 is the source of this 1005-nucleotide messenger RNA. RefSeq lists its product as hypothetical. The record is from RefSeq and is a predicted model, not a curated record. NCBI's taxonomy places the organism in Eukaryota, Evosea, Eumycetozoa, Dictyosteliales, Dictyosteliaceae. The coding region runs from base 1 to 1005 and encodes 334 amino acids. The transcript has a single exon.